AUGGCCAUAGAGUCGCCAGCACUUGCGGAGGCCUUGGUUGCCUACUCUGCAAAUCAGCUAUCGGAAUUUGAUGAUAGCUAUUCGUCAACUGCGUUGCUUGCACGGUCUCGGUCCCUCUCCGCGCUAGCAAAGAGCAUUACCAACCCGUCGUAUGAUAUCGCAAGCCGGGAGGCCCAUGUGGCGGCAGCUUUAGUCCUUCUGACGUCCGAAGUGUGUCACGGAAACUAUGCUGCCUGGUAUCAGCACCUAGUUGGAGCUAAACAUCUAAUUCUAUCCGCGGGGCACAAAUCAGCAAUUGGUUGUGGUAGCCCCCUUGGAACCGACGCCUUUCAGAAAAGCCAGGAAGGACGCUGGGUCUUGCGAAACUUUGCAUAUCACGACAUCCUCGGCAGUGUAACGAUGGGCACCAGUCCCCUCAUUGAUGCUUCCUAUCUGCGGGAUAUGAAAGGCAUUAUUGACACCUACAUGGGUGUCGGCAUUGAGAUCUUGACGUACAUCGCACAAAUCAGCACGCUUGUUUCGAAACCCACCAACGCCACUAAUAUCAAUACGUUUCGAAGUAUCGAGGAAAAGCUACUGGUGUGGCAACCUGACUCAAACAUAUCUCCUGGCUUGAAUCUCGUUGCAUCCGCCUAUCGUAAUGCUGCGCUAAUCUAUCUCUACAGAGAAAUGCGCUGCUGUUGUCGGCAUCAAUCGAUAAGUAAUGAAUCGCAAGUUCUCGGUAAUGCAGACGAGGUCGAUGUGAAAAUUGGGAGAGUGACAGCAGAAAUUAUAUCUGUUGUGUCCCAAAUUCCUCUUGGCGAUAUGCCAGAGUCGGCUUUGCUGUUUCCCCUUUUCAUGGCAGGUGGAGAAAGUCAUGAAGAUGAUCAGAUUGAAGUCGUCCGCAGUCGUCUAAUCGCGAUGAUGGAGAAACGAAGAUUUCAUAACAUCCAACGCGCCUUGGACACGCUGGAAAAGGUUUGGAGUUUUAGGCAGAGUGUCAUUAAGCAACAUUUCAAUGUUGACAUUGAUUGGAAAGAUGUAAUAGAGGAAGACAGCUUAGGUGGUUUACUUCUCACUUGA
Colletotrichum truncatum is the source of this 1062-nucleotide messenger RNA. RefSeq lists its product as uncharacterized. The record is from RefSeq and is a predicted model, not a curated record. Gene Ontology annotation, cellular component: nucleus. Gene Ontology annotation, biological process: positive regulation of transcription by RNA polymerase II. Lineage: Eukaryota; Fungi; Ascomycota; Sordariomycetes; Glomerellales; Glomerellaceae. Gene Ontology annotation, molecular function: DNA-binding transcription factor activity; transcription cis-regulatory region binding.